AAUCAUCAGUUAGCCUGCUUCUAGCUGCUUGUAGCCGAGGUGUUAUGAGCGUAGUGGCUAAAAUCAGUAGAUUGUUUUACUUUCGAUAGGUGGAACGAUGACCCUCUAACACCAAGAAUGGACAUAAGUUAACAAUGACGGGGGAGAAAAAGAAGAAAAAGCGGCUGAACCGCAGCAUUCUUCUUGCAAAGAAAAUUAUAAUAAAAGAUGGAGGAAGUCCUCAGGGAAUCGGUGAGCCAAGUGUUUACCAUGCUGUGGUGGUCAUCUUCCUGGAGUUCUUUGCAUGGGGUCUCCUUACAACCCCGAUGCUCACGGUAUUACACCAAACAUUCCCCCAGCACACAUUCCUGAUGAAUGGGCUAAUCCAUGGUGUCAAGGGCCUAUUAUCAUUUCUAAGUGCUCCGCUGAUCGGAGCAUUGUCAGAUGUAUGGGGACGAAAGUCCUUCUUGCUGCUAACAGUCUUUUUCACAUGUGCGCCCAUUCCACUGAUGAAGAUCAGCCCAUGGUGGUACUUUGCCGUCAUCUCCAUGUCUGGCGUCUUUGCCGUCACCUUCUCUGUGAUCUUUGCUUAUGUGGCCGAUAUCACACAGGAGCAUGAGAGGAGCACAGCAUACGGUUUGGUAUCCGCUACCUUUGCAGCCAGCCUGGUCACCAGCCCGGCCAUUGGAGCGUACCUGUCUGUGGCUUAUGGGGACACUUUGGUGGUAAUCCUGGCCACAGCCAUCGCCCUACUCGACAUCUGCUUCAUCCUGGUGGCAGUACCGGAGUCACUACCGGAGAAGAUGAGGCCGGCGUCGUGGGGGGCACCCAUCUCAUGGGAGCAGGCAGACCCCUUUGCUUCUUUACGAAAGGUGGGCCAGGACUCAACAGUACUUCUCAUCUGUAUCACAGUGUUUCUCUCCUACCUCCCAGAGGCCGGACAGUACUCCAGUUUCUUCCUCUAUCUUAAACAGGUCAUAGGCUUCUCAUCAGAGACAGUGGCUGCCUUCAUCGCUGUGGUGGGAAUCCUCUCUAUACUAGCUCAGACGGUGGUGUUGGGGAUCCUGAUGCGGUCAAUAGGGAACAAAAACACAAUCCUGCUCGGCCUCGGCUUCCAGAUCCUCCAGCUGGCGUGGUACGGCUUCGGCUCCCAGCCCUGGAUGAUGUGGGCUGCUGGAGCCGUUGCAGCCAUGUCCAGCAUCACUUUCCCUGCUAUCAGCGCCAUCGUUUCCCGUAACGCAGACCCAGACCAACAAGGUGUUGUUCAGGGGAUGAUUACUGGAAUUCGGGGCCUCUGUAACGGGUUGGGCCCUGCUCUUUAUGGUUUUGUUUUUUACCUGUUCCACGUGGAGCUGACUGACACUGACGGCUCUGAAAAGGGUGCCAAACCAAACAUGGCCAACCCCACUGAUGAGAGUGCUAUCAUCCCUGGUCCUCCCUUCCUAUUUGGAGCAUGCUCAGUGUUGCUGUCUCUGCUGGUGGCGCUGUUCAUCCCAGAGCACACGGGGCCCGGCAUGCGGCCCGGCGCCUACAAGAAGCACAGCAACGGGGCACAGAGUCACUCCCACAGCCCUCAAGGCAGCGGGGCUGAGGGCAAGGAGCCGCUGCUGGAGGACAGCAGCGUAUAACCUCAGCUAAGGGGGGCAGACACUUUUGCUCCAACCUUCUGCACACACGGACAGACAGACACAUUUUGGACACACUCUGGCCUCUGGCACACAUCAGACUGCAAUGCCAUGAAGAGGCGUUUGUGUCCACAGCACAAAAGUGGCCACUCCCUUCUUAGCAGCCCUUCUCUUUGUUUAAAGCAGGGUAAUGUGUGAACUCUCUGAAGACCCUGUAUGAAGAGAGCGUUUGAGUGUUUUCGGGCUGCAGUGGAGAGGUGUGUGUGGCUUGGCUGAGCUGGACUCUAAUCUUUGGUUUCUAUAAAGCAGUAACAGAGUGGAGUAACAACAGCUCGCCCCCCACCUGGUGUUAAAAAGAACAAAAGUGGUUUGGUUUAGAGUGUGAGUGGGGUUUAUCUCAAAUGUUACUAAAUCCCUGUGUGAUUCUUCAUAUUCCUCAGUAGCCGCUGGAGUGGCAGCUGGUUCAGUUUAAGAGUGAACCAAACAGACAGCUGCUCACUUCUUUAAUGGUCUGUCACAAGCUAACUAUUGUCCAGAUGCUUGUCGCUGCUACCGCAGCUCUGUCAAAGCAUCGAAGAAGGGAACAGCUCCUCUUCUGUUUGCUCAGUGAGGAUGCACGGUAACUGUAGACCUGUGAGGGAGACCAAUGUCAAAGAGGCGCUGCCUAACCCGGGUUAGGAUGGGUAAACCACAUCUAAGAGGCUUGGUGUGACCACAUUUCGUUCACACUUCUCACACAGAGAAGUGUGCAGAGAGACCACUUUAUUAGCAGAAACUGUUUUUCAAUGUUUACUUGCCAUUCUCUAGAGUAGUACAGUUUGGGUUGUAUAUUUUUCUCUGUUCAAACUGAAGGCUAGUUGUGCUUCAAGUUCUUAUUCAAGAAACAAACGUUGCCUCCAAGUGACUUAAUAUAUAUAUGAAAAUGUAUAUAUAUUAAUUACGUAACCUGUAUGAAGACCGAGGUCUGAGAAGGCUCUGUAAUCUUACGCUAUCGCUCCCAUCGGAGCUGUUACACACUUUGAAUUCCCUUUGUUUUCACGCCCUUCCUGUUGCUUUGUUUCCUGACAUCGAUCACCAUCCAGGUUAAGGCUCACAGAACCAUGGUUUUAUUUUGAAAAGCCUCCGAACUAUUAUUUAAAGCUUAGAGUGUCGCUAUCAGCAGAUCAGUGUCUGCACUGUCUCAGAAAAGAGUUUUUGAAUUAAUAUCAUGAGGUUAUCUCUUAUGCUGCUGCAGAGGAUAACUCAAAGUUUAUUAUAACAUGAUGGUUAAAGAUUUCUACAGUGAUAACUAAAUAUGAACUAUCGAAUAGUUUUACAGAAUCCUUAAAGUUUAUGAAAUAUGUUUAUCACUUCAUUCACUUUUCAUGCACAGCAGAUUCUACACCAAUAGAGCCAUUACAGAGCUCUGUGUGAGUCAGUUUGCGCCACCUACGGGAAGAGAAAGUAGUUGCAACAGCAGAAAAAACUCAUGUCGCCUCCCACAGGCCAAAGAGGGAAAAAUCAAAUUUUAUUAUGCAUUACCUACAGUUUACACAUACAGCAGCUGUGCUGCAAUCUGCCAGCGAAUAGUACUGCAACGCAAAUCACUCCCUCUCUGGUCAAACAGAGCAGUUCCACUGCCUGUGCUCUGGUCCAGCUCCAGCACAUCCCUGAAGUGCCACUCUGCUCGCAGGUCUUAUUUUGGUGCAGGUCGCUGCCAAACUACGUCAGUCCACAUGGGGCAGCUUGAUCCAAACAGCAGAAAAGAUGUGCAAAGCAUCUGGUCAACUUCAAAAUACAACUAUUAUGGACACCUGAUCGUAAAUCAUCACUAUAUCAACAUGACAGCUCAUCCUGCACGUGCAGAAGGUCAUCAGGAGGUCAGUGGGUCACAGAGCUUUAACAGUGCCAUUGAUGAGGAAAAGUUUACUUUUGAUGUGAAGAAACAGAAUUUUGCAUGAAACCACAGAUUCUUUAAAGCAAACAUUAACCUUUAAACCUCAUAAAGUGCACACCUGUGGCAGGAGAUAAAAAAUCAUGGAAUCAUGUUGAAAUGAACGGCAAAUCACCUCAAUAAACUAAAUUUGCUGUUGACAUACCAGUCCUGCAUGUCUCCUGCAUGGGCUGAUCAGGGCUGUGCUGUGUUGUUCUAGACACGCUUCCAGUGUGCGAGGUCGCUCGCCUUCCAUUGGAGCAAAACCGUAGCGCUGCAGAGUGCAGCCGGUGUAUGUGGAAAUUGCUGCUUAGACCGGAGAUAACACUUGCUGUUUCAUGUCAUUUGUGUUUGCAUCCUGCUGCGCCAUAAGCAUUUUGUCCGUGUACUUGCCUGUAUACCUGAUAUGUGGGAUGUAAACUACAAACAUGGUAACAUUCGAGGGUUACUAAAUUGUUAUUCUGAGAUCAGACUUAACAUAAUAUCAUCAAUAAUCAGUAAAAUCAGAUCAGCUCAGACUGAUGAUCUUCAUCUACACUUAGUUUUUUCAACAUAUUAAUAGUUUAAUGACACAUACUGGUUAGAAAGGUAUCACUCUGAAAAGCAAACAUUUUUGUAUUCCCUAAAAAGUAUGGAUUUUGGAAACAAGAAAACAGUAACAACGUGAAGGUGUAUGCAGCUGUUGCUGUUGCUUUUUUUUCCUGAAGGUGGCGCAGGUCAAACAUGAACUGCAGGUGUUAAACUGCUACAGCACUCAAACUGGAGAGUACAUGAGUCUGAGAACCUGGAUAUGUUAGCUUUAAGAAAAUCCACUCAAAGUCUGUGGGAUUAAUGAAGAUUUUGGUUUGAUGGCUGAAAUAAGGUCUGUGGUACCACAGUAGAAGACAUUUUAACAUUUUUAAGACAUAAAACACAUCUGGAAGUGAUCCAUUAGUGAAUCUCGAAACAUUUUCAUGUCUUGUUGAAUGAUAACAAAAGGUUAAUGAGGACUAUGGAGUUUAAACGCCAUCAUGCUGAACAUGUGAACUCAUCGUUUAGUUUGCCUUUACCCAAUGUGUGUUAGUGCUAAAACUACUCUGACUCAAGCUUUGCAGUUCAUUAAUCACACUAAGAAUGUGGUGAUGUUCACUUUUAAGGAUAAUCUUGAUGUAGGAAAAAUUCAAGUGUCACAACUUUUUUCACCACAGAUCUUAUUUUCAGCAAUAUUCUAAAAAAGGAUGCAUCAUAUUUAAUUUUUGUUGAUAUCUAAGCUGUGUUGUUUCCAAACUCAUUUUAGCCAGCAACAAUAUCAAUAUUGAGAUAUACACAAACUUUUAUUGCAAAAACAAUCCCCUCUUUCUUUUGUGAGAAUUGAUCCGUUAUUUAAUUUAACUCUCAUAGUUGAACAGCACGUUUGCACAUCCUAACAACGUGCUUGAAUUAAUACAAAAAAAUAAAAAUCUUCUACUUGCAAUUGAGUUUUUGAGCAAAUGCCGAUAUUGUUGUAUUGCAGAUAUGAUAUUGUACAUCCCUAUCUAAAAACCCAAGAUUUAAGGGGCAUGCAUGAUGCUAAUGUCCAGGUUGACCUACAAAAAUAAGUCAUUCCUGCAGCACUCUAAUGGUUGCACUUGUUUAUUUUCUACGGAGGCCCUCAAGAGAAAGAAAAGUUUCACCUGAAACUGCCAAAUCUUACUUCCAAACAUUCUAUUUUACUCAGUUUACUUGGUAUUAAGUGAAUUUUGCUUGUUUUCUCAAAGCUUGACAUAUUUGUAUCAUUAUCUUGAGAUAACAAUGCUGUUUUUUUCUGUGAUAAGCUAAUUUCCCAAGAUUUCAAGAAAAUGACUGUAGUCACUUCUUUAUCACUGAAAAGCUUGCACUGUUCUCCUGAGCAAACACAAUUAAUAGUAGCAGAGAUCUCAAGAAAACAGCUUAUGUGUACACAGUAUCACAGAAAAAGGGGAGUAGAAUAAGCUGUCUGGAUGUUUCUCCACUCAGGGCUUCCGUACAAAAGCAGCCUGUGCGCUUGAGGAAACUGGGUGCUUGUAAGGAGUUUUUCGUGUGCAAAAGAAAGUAUUGUGUGCACAUAUAAAUCUCUCUGUGAUACCUCUGGCUCACAAAAGACCAUUAAGUACACAAUAUUUUUUAGUGUUCCCAUAUGGGCGCAGUCCCUUCUCUGAGGAUUUCCUUGUCCCCUGAGGUUCUGAGUAAUUUUCUGUGCUUAGCAUCAGUGACACCGUGCUCCCUUUCGUCCUCAUACUGCAUCAAUUACUCGUAAAUAACCCUUGUUGUGAUUUUUAACAGUUAAUUUAUAAAUGCCUUAAGUGCAUUUAAAAAGCCAAAACACAAGCUGAUGGGGAAAGUAGCUGAAAGUGGGUUUCAUGCUGUUUAACACCUAUCUGAAGAAUUCUGGACGUUGUGUAUUUGUGCCAAAUUUGUUUUGGUUUGCUUUUUCAUACCGUGUGCGUGUGUGUGCCUGCUCAUUGAGUGAUUUGGUUGUAUUAUUUUUCUUUGUUUUGUUCUCUCUUGUCUUAAUUCAUUCGGCUGAAGAUUUCAGUUUUACUGCUAUUUUUUAUAGCUUUUGUUUUUUAAACUUCAUCCAGUCGUUUAGGAGUCUACUCAACAUUGUGGCUAGAGGGUGAAAUUACUGAAUGUCCAUCUCUCUUUUUUUUUUUCAUCUCGGUCUUCAUUUUAGAACAAGCAUUUCACAGUGGUUCAUUACAUUUGAUAAGCUAAUUUCCCGGAUUAAUCAGUCCAUCGUAACAACAGUCACUGAAUGUUCAAAGCUGUAAAUGUUGACCACACUAUACCCUCAAUGUUUCACUAAAAAAGUCAUACUUUUAUUACUUUUGAGGGGGUGUUAUUACACAGGAGGCCAUUUUUGUUGAUUUAUUCUCUCAAUAUCAUAUUUUUUUUUUGUUUUUUAUUGGACCAAUGUAUUGGUAAACCCAAAAAUUCAAGUCGUACUCAAAUUGGUAAGAUUCUGCACCAGCCCCAUGUGCACUCGUACAGCUUCUGAGACUGUAAAUGUACAAAAAUCACCUGUACGUACAGCUAAUGUAUAUAUUUAUCGCUCAAGGAGACGGCCACUUCUUGGUCUAAUCGGUUGUAUGGUGCAGUUAUUACUCUAUAUUUCUCAAGACUUAACCUGCUAGCCACUCCUGUUUUUAGUACGAUGUGGUUUGUGGCCUGAACCCCCUCUCUGUGUGCCUAAAAUUAGCCAAGAAAUGAGUAUGGCAACAUAAGUAAAUGGUGGUUAUUAUGUAAAUAUGGGAAACUAAUGACAAACUAUUUAUUAAA
Molecule: messenger RNA, 6792 nt
Organism: Cheilinus undulatus (humphead wrasse)
Lineage: Eukaryota; Metazoa; Chordata; Actinopteri; Labriformes; Labridae
Gene: slc71a1-2
Product: major facilitator superfamily domain containing 14A2
Exons: 12
Coding region: 135-1607 (490 amino acids)
Biological process (GO): transmembrane transport
Cellular component (GO): membrane
Molecular function (GO): transmembrane transporter activity
Source: RefSeq, a predicted model, not a curated record